AUGUACAUAACCAAUCAAUCUAUAGAUGUCGGCCUAGUCGGUCUUCUUUGGCUUCUUGCCAAGAACCUUCUUUCUCUGUCUGAUCAUAUACGUGUACAACGUGUACAAGCCCGGAGGGUAGGUGAAAAGGAUGGCGAAAAGCAACCACGAGUACCACUUGCCCACCACCUUUUCUGCCUCGCCGAGACUCAUGUAGAUCAUGGACAUUUCGGAAGCGACGCCCGUGGGAUACAACACAUAGAAAAGCGAGUAUCUCAUCCACGUGAGCCACGACGGAAUGGCCAGAGAGUCUCUCAAGUUGGACGCAUAGUACGAGUAUCUCACCACUUCCGUGAUGGACCACGACAAACACAAGGUGAUGUAUACCCAAUGGUGAUUAGCCGGAGACUCGGGCAACACCUGGACGAUUCCAAGCACAAUCAACAAGCGAGAAAGCACCUGCGACACGGUGGUGAAAACAGGCGACUUGACGAUGCCAAAGACAGAGUUGUAGAUCUCCACCACGGCACAAGACUGGACCAAGGUAAGAAUGGUGGAAGACUUUUCAAAAAGCAACGGCUGGCCGAGGAGCGCGCCCAAAAAGAGUGUGUUGAAAAGCACAACAGACCAGAGCGACGCGGAGAUGGAAUUGUAGGCGAUAAGCCAUCUUUGGGGGUGGGCCGAUUGAGGCAUGGUGUGAAGGUUGGAGUGAAGUUUGGAGUUGCGCGUUGUGGGAGCGAGACCCCUCUUAACGGGAUGGGACGAAGAAAUGAGAAUCGAAUAGUGAGAGGAAUUAUGGAGAAUAGAGGAAGAAAUAUGAGAAUAGAACGAGGAAGUAAUAUGAGAAUUAAUAAUGAGGAAGAAAUAUGA
This is a messenger RNA of Clavispora lusitaniae ATCC 42720, 849 nucleotides long. The record is from RefSeq and is a predicted model, not a curated record. Lineage: Eukaryota; Fungi; Ascomycota; Pichiomycetes; Serinales; Metschnikowiaceae.